This is a messenger RNA of Carlito syrichta (Philippine tarsier), 1095 nucleotides long. RefSeq names its product tsukushi, small leucine rich proteoglycan (gene TSKU). The record is from RefSeq and is a predicted model, not a curated record. Gene Ontology annotation, molecular function: protein binding. Gene Ontology annotation, cellular component: extracellular matrix. The coding region runs from base 10 to 1074 and encodes 354 amino acids. The transcript has a single exon. NCBI's taxonomy places the organism in Eukaryota, Metazoa, Chordata, Mammalia, Primates, Tarsiidae.
GACCUCACCAUGCCGUGGCCCCUGCUGCUGCUGCUGCUGGCCGUGAGCAGAGCCCAGACGACGCGGCCGUGCUUCCCCGGGUGCCAGUGUGAGGUGGAGACCUUCGGCCUCUUCGACAGCUUCAGCCUGACCCGCGUGGACUGCAGCGGCCUGGGCCCGCACAUCGUGCCCGUGCCCAUCCCUCUGGACACGGCCCACCUGGACCUGUCCUCCAACCGGCUGGAGACAGUGAACGAGUCGGCGCUGGCAGGGCCAGGCUACACCACACUGGCUGGCCUGGACCUCAGCCACAACCGGCUCACCAGCAUCUCGCCCACCGCCUUCUCUCGCCUGCGCUACCUGGAGUCGCUGGACCUCAGUCACAACGGGCUGGCAGCCCUGCCGGCCGAGAGCUUCACCAGCUCGCCCCUGAGCGACGUGGACCUCAGCCACAACCGGCUGCGGGAGGUCUCGGCAUCCGCCUUCACCACCCACAGCCAGGGCCGGGCGCUGCACGUGGAUCUCUCCCACAACCUCCUCCACCGCCUCACGCCCCACCCCGCGCGGGCUGGCCAGCCCACGCCCACCAUCCAGAGCCUGAACCUGGCCUGGAACCAGCUCCGCGCCGUGCCUGAUCUCCGAGACUUGCCCCUGCGCUACCUGAGCCUGGAUGGCAACCCUCUGGCUGCCAUCGGCCCGGGCGCCUUCGCAGGGCUGACAGGCCUAACACACCUGUCGCUGGCCAGCCUGCAGAAGCUCCCCCAGCUGGCACCCUACGGCUUCCGUGAGCUGCCAGGUCUGCAGGUCCUGGACCUGUCGGGCAACCCCAAACUCAAGUGGGCAGGUGCCGAGGCGUUCUCAGGCCUGGGCUCGCUGCAGGAACUGGACCUUUCGGGCACAGGCCUGGUCCCCCUGCCCGAGAUGCUGCUUCUCCACCUCCCGGCGCUGCAGCGCGUCAGCGUGGGCCAGGGGGUGCGGUGCCGGCGCCUGGUACGGGAGGGCGCCUACCCCCGGCAGCCUGGCUCCAGCCCCAAGGUGGCUCUGCGCUGCGUAGACACCCGGGAAUCUGCUGCCGGGGGCUCUGACGUCCUGUGACGAAUGUCGUGGCCCGGGGCC